This is a messenger RNA of Notechis scutatus (mainland tiger snake), 570 nucleotides long. The record is from RefSeq and is a predicted model, not a curated record. NCBI's taxonomy places the organism in Eukaryota, Metazoa, Chordata, Lepidosauria, Squamata, Elapidae.
GAAGUCCAGCGUCUGAGCGCUGGAAAAGACCAGUCAAGAUUGGAGAAAUCCACAAUGGGAGCUUCCUGGUCAGAUUCCACCAAGAAAAGCAAGCCGGAGAAAGCGCCAUUUGCUCAUCUUAUAAUUGAUAGCCACAAUAUUCCAUCUGGCACCGGGAAAGUGAAUCUGACAUGUUGGCACCAUGACAAAGGCUGGGCAAACGUGCUGAACAUGACCUUCAGUGACGGCAGGCUCAUAGCCAAUCACGACGGCUUUUACUACCUGUACGCCAACGUGUACUUCAGGCACCACGAAACGUCGGGCAACCUGACUGGCCAGACGCUGCAGCUGAUGGUGUACGUGACCAAAACCGAUGCCAGGCGGAGAAACUCGGUCGUCCUGAUGAAAGGCGGAAGCACCAAGAACUGGUCGGGCGAAUCCGAGUUUCAUUUUUUCUCGGUCAACGUCAGCGGGUUCUUCAAACUGAAGUCGGGAGAGAUGGUGAGCCUCCAGGUCUCCUACCCUUCCUUGCUGGACCACUCCCCGGAAGGAACUUAUUUCGGCGCUUUUAAAAUAAGAGAUAUCGAUUGA